AUGGGAUCAUUAUCUACGGAAGCAGGGUGCCAAGCCAUCCGUGAAGCUUGGAAUUGCACCUCGUUGGAAAAGGCAGAAAGCUUCUUGACUACUCAAGGUUCCAGUGCACCGCUAGAGCUGGAGAACUUUGUCUCCAACAAGUUCAAUCCUUCCACGCAACAUUUGGACGCGAUCAACCCGAAAACAGGCAAAGUCUUUGCAAGAGUGCCCGUCAGCAGUGCGCAAGAAGUGGACGAGGCUGUCAAGAAUGCUACCGAUGCGUUCAAGUCAUGGAGCAAGACAACUGUUGCAGUCAGAUCAAAGUAUCUACAAAAAAUUGCGCAGCUUAUCCAGGAAAACCAUGAGCUGUUUGCAGUGUGGGAGAGCCUUGACCAAGGCAAGACUCUAGCACGUGCGAGGGUGGAAGUUGACCGCGCCAUCUCAAACUUCAACUACUUUUCUACCUUUAUUUUGCAUCAAGAAACUGCUGCGAGAAUGAUUGAUGGCGUCGCAUUGACCUAUGAGCACCGUUCUCCUGCAGGAGUCUUUGCCCUCAUUUCGCCAUGGAAUAUGCCCUUGUACCUAUUGACGUGGAAGAUUGCACCAUGCCUGGCUUUUGGAUGCACUGCCGUGGCAAAGCCGUCCGAAGUCACAUCCAUGUCGGCUUUUCUUCUAUGUGAGGUGUUUCGCCAAUCCGGGUUGCCGUCAGGCGUCAUGAAUGUUGUGUUUGGCGAUGGUCCGACUACGGGAUCAGCAUUGGUGCGGUCUCCGUUGGUCAAGGGCGUGAGCUUUACAGGUGGAACCGCCACCGGUAUACAGAUCAGGAAAGACACUGCGGACCAGAUAUACAAGCAUUUGUCACUUGAACUUGGUGGCAAGAACCCGACACUUGUGUUUGACGACGUUGAUCUUACAAAAGCAGUCGAGACGGCAGCCAUGGCGGCCUUUGAGAAUCAGGGCGAGAUCUGCCUGUGUGGCUCCCGCAUCUAUGUACAAUCAAGCAUCUAUGACCGGUUUGUCUCGACGUUUACUUCCUACGUACAAGACAAUUAUAAAAGAGGAGGCAGGAUGGGAGCGGUGGUAUCAUUGCCCCAUUAUCGAAAGAUUCGAUCGUAUCUCGAGCUUGCUGCUUCAGAGGAAGCGCAGUUUGUGAUUGGAGAAAUUCCAGCUGCUGAUCCUCAAGAUGGCCUCUGGAUUGACCCAGUCAUACUUACUGGCGUCUCCACGUCUUCUAGAGUCAUGAGAGAAGAAAUCUUUGGACCCGUGGUGACUAUUGCCAAGUUUGAAACCGAAGAGGAAGCCGUCGAGCUUGCCAACGACAAUCCAAACGGACUGGCAGCUGUAUUGCUGACAAAAGAUGGUGCCAGGAUAAGGAGAGUGGGUGAACAGAUCGAGGCAGGCUUGGUGUGGGUCAAUUGCUGGCUCGUCAGAGAACUUGGAACCCCUUUCGGUGGCAUGAAGAACUCGGGCACGGGAAGAGAAGGUGGCGAAUAUAGCCGUGAUGUCUUCACAGUGGUCAGGACAUUGCAUAUUCCGAUGUAA
Molecule: messenger RNA, 1521 nt
Organism: Pestalotiopsis fici W106-1
Lineage: Eukaryota; Fungi; Ascomycota; Sordariomycetes; Amphisphaeriales; Sporocadaceae
Exons: 3
Coding region: 1-1521 (506 amino acids)
Molecular function (GO): oxidoreductase activity, acting on the aldehyde or oxo group of donors, NAD or NADP as acceptor
Source: RefSeq, a predicted model, not a curated record